AUGGAAAAUUUAGCCUCAGGUCUGAAAGGACCAGAGUUGAAGCAGAGCAAUCUCGCCCUGCAGUGGAAGGCCCUUUUGGGUCACAUUGACACCCGAUUCCAAAAGCUCCAGGACCAGUUUGACUCGGAACGUAACUCGCUCCAGACCCGGUUCCAAGAGGUCCAAGACCAGUUUGACUUGGAACAGUACUUGCCACAGGCCCGAUACCAGGAGCUUGAGGACCGCGAGAAGGAAUUGGAAGAGAAAGUUUUCAACUUUCACUCGAAAAUGGAAUCCAAAGCCCAGGAAUUACAUGGAAUCGAGAGAUUGACAGAAGAGAAAAGAAAAGAGGUUGAUGUUACACAGAAACGACUAAUGGAAGUUGAGAAAUUGGUUAAAGAGAAGGAGACGAAUUUGGAAGAGAGGUCCAAAGAGCUUGAGAUUAAGGAGGAGGAAGUGACAGGGGCUCGAGGAGUGUUGAACACUUUUCGUGAGGAUAUUGAGUUGAACCGGAGGCAACUAAAUGCGAUUAGGGGGUCUGUUGAGAAGGAGAAGAACGUGUUGGUUUUGAAACAAGAGGGGGUUAAAGCAGCGGGUAAAUCUCUUGAAGAAUAUCACAAAGAAAGUAAACUGAAAAAGGAGAGACUUUGUCUGAUUCAGAAAGUAAUGGUGCAGUGCUCUAAUUCACUUCAAUCUAGAGAGAAAACAAUCAGGGAAAUGGAGUUGAAGGUGAAAGAUUAUGGUUUGCUUAAGAAAUCCAUGGAGGAAUGGUCCUGUAAACUUGAAUCGAAAGAGAGGGAACUUGAAGGAUGGGUUGAGAAGUUUGAAUUAAGAAACAAACAACUUGAGUCAAAAUUUGAGGAACUCAAUUUGAUUCAUAACAGGGCCAGUGAAUACCUCAAUGAGGUUGAGGUGCAAGUAAAUCAUUUUGAUUCACUCAGAAAAUUGAUGCAAGAACGCCAAAAACAUUUGGAUUCAGAAGCACUAGAACAUUCCCAUGGACUUGAAAUGAAAGAGGGGCAACUUGAAAAACAGGCCAAAGAGCUUGAGUUGAAACAAAAACAAUUUGAUUUGAUGAUUCAAGAACGCCAAAAGGAAUUGGAUUCACAAGAAAAUUUGUUACAAGAACAGGCCAAAGAGCUUGAAUCGAAACAAAAACAAUUUGAUUUGAUGAUUCAAGAACACCAAAGGGAUUUGGAUUUACAAGACAAGUUGUUACAAGAACAGGCCAAAGAGCUUGAAUUGAAACAAAAACAAUUUGAUUUGAUGAUUCAAGAACGCCAAAGGGAUUUGGAUUCACAAGACAAGUUGUUACAAGAACAGGCCAAAGAGCUUGAAUUGAAACAAAAACAAUUUGAUUCGACUCAAAAAUCCAUGGAGACCAAUGUUCCUUCUUCCUCCAGUAUUCAGUCAAGCGCAAACAGGAAUCGUAUAGGCUUGCAAUUGCUCAUGAAUGAGAAUUUGAAGAGAAUUGACUUAGUGGGUAGAGAAAUCUCAGGUGUUCUUCAGGCGUCAUCUGACCCAGCGAAAUUGGUUUUGGAUGCAAUGCAAGGGUUUUACCCUUCAAAUUUGAAUGUGGAUAACCAGGAGUUUGAUUAUGAUUUGAGAGUUAUUAGGAGGAGUUGUCUUCUUUUGCUACAGGAGUUGAAGAGAUUCUCACCACAAAUUAAUCCUCAUGUGAGAGAAGAAGCAAUGGAGUUGGCAGCUGAUUGGAAGGCUAAGAUGAAGGUGGCAACUGAAAAUUGGUUGGAGAUUUUGGGCUUUUUGCGGCUUGUUUCUACAUAUGAAUUCACCACUGCUUAUGAUGCAAAAAAGCUUCAAUCUCUUCUUGCUAUAGUUGUUAAUCAAGAUCAGGCCACUGAAUUUUGUCAGGCCUUUGGUAUCACAAAUAAGGCACCUGUGGGCAACAUCGUUUCUUUACCUGUCAAAAUUGAGGAACCAGAAUGUUUACCGGUCAGAUGCGCAUCAACUUCAUCUUCUCCAAAUCUUCAACUAAAUGCCACCACAGAUGCAAGGAAUUUGCAGGGCUCUCCAAAUGAGCAUUUAAGUGGAAAACAGUCGAGGCAUAUCGAAAUGUUUGAUGCUCUGCAAAUGUCAUUAAACCCAGCAAAACUCGUUUUGAAGCUGGUGCAAGCAUCUUUAACUGAGCACUGGAAAAUUGGGCAUGUUGAUGCAGUAAGCCUAGCAGUCCAGUGGCAAGAAAAAAUGAGAGCAGAUGCCGAAAAUUCGUUGGAGAUUUUGGGUUUUUUGCAGUUUGUAGCUGCAUAUGGAUUGCUCUCAACCUUAAACGGAGAUGAGAUUGUAAAACUUCUUGGGAUGAUUUGUCAGCAUGCACAGGCUCUUGAAUUAUGCAAGGAACUUGGUUUUGCAGAUAAGAUCCCUGGUAAGUUUCUUAAUAAUGGACUUUCAUAA
Messenger RNA from Prunus armeniaca (apricot), 2391 nucleotides. Lineage: Eukaryota; Viridiplantae; Streptophyta; Magnoliopsida; Rosales; Rosaceae. The record is from the annotation of a GenBank genome assembly.